CUUCUUCUUCUUCUUCUUCUUUCUUUUCUUUUUCUUCUGUCCUCGUCGUGGUUGUUGUUGUUGUUGGUCUAUAAGCAAACAGUUUUCUUGUUCCAAGGUCUAAAAGAAGAGAGGCUGUAAUCUACAAACACCAACACACAUCUCUCGCUCUCUCUCUCUUCGCGGUCCCUGAUUAUUUCUUGUCUGUCCGUCAAUCUAGCCAGCAUACAAACACACACACACACAUACUUUCUUCCUUCCUCUUCUCCAAGCAUAUGAGACACGGACAGUAAUCGAUGAGCGCUCCAGACAGCACCGGAGCUCGGCCCUCAGGUGGCACGGUCCAGCUUCCAGCCAAGAAGGAAAUGAAGGACAAGUCCAGCGGCAUGUCAGUCAAAGAGCUGCUCAUGGCCUGCCUCUGCAUCGACGGCGGUGGCGCCGGUCGUCAUUGGGAAAGACCAUCACUUUCGCCACCACCUGCUCCACCCCCAAGCCGUGCCAAUUCAGGCACUACCAGCAGAAGAGGAGCAGUGCAUCCUCGUCCAAGACAACUCUCUUCAUAUGAGCUACGACAGAGAAUGGCACGACGACCUGGAGAGGAGAGACUGCCACGUCACCACACUGCUCUUCCCACCAGUAAUUCUGCUGCGCGUCGUCGGCAAUUCCAUCCCAUCGUCACGGACAGCCCCACUGCACGCAUUGUCCAGCCAGAGAGCUCGAUUGCAAAACCGCAACGAGAAAUUGAAGCGGAGAACCUCGCUAAUCGGGCCCAGGACAAGUUGCACCUUGAGAAGAUACGGCAAGCGCAACAUCGCGGCAAGGAGCCAGAAAGUCCCAAGGCCAUUCCAGCCGUUGCGGGAGAUCUGGGUGAUAUUGGAACAUCAUCUCUUCCCAUGAACUUUAGCCCUCGUGAACGCCAGCCCACAGUAGCAGAUCUCAGCGGGGGCAACAGGCGUGGUACUGGUGGUGUUGCAGAGGUGAGUACACCCUAGCCUUGUCUUCGCCAUCACCACCGAGGGGAGCCCCGAGCCAGGUUCUGAGGGCUCAAGGUUGUGUUGAGGCUGCUCAGAGACGGACUGAAGCGACAGGAGUUCUCGCAGUGUCUUUCCCAGUGGCAUAUCCGUUGAGAUUUGUCCAAACAGGCUACAGGCUUGCAGCAUUGGCGUACUCUCUCGCACCGCAUAGCUUUCUAGCAGUAGCUCUUGCAAUCAGCAUACCGUCUGUCUUCAUGCAAACUUGUCAUGCUUUCCCUUUACUUUCACAUCCAGCAUCACCUCGUGAUAAUUGCCUUCUCUCCUCGCCUUCUUCAACUUCUUCACCUCAUCGUCAUCCAACCUCCUGCCCACCUCUGCCUCCAAUUCCUUUCGACUGAUCUUCGCUCGCACCUUCUCGGCCUUUUCCGUCUUGAGCUUCGGCUUGAAGCGCGCCUGCAUGCGGAUGCGAAUACACGUCGUCUCAUCCGCAGCCUCCGCAUCUCCCCUCACCUCAGCAGGGUCCUUAUCGCCGUCCACCGACAGAUACGUCUUUCGCAUCAUCGUCUGUAUCUCAAACUGGCUCGAUUUCCCCUCGGCGGGAACCACUUUGAACGUCUCUUCCGGCGAGACUGCUUCUCGCGUAGAUGACAAGAUGCCAUAUUGGUCGCAACCGAGAUACUUGCCAUGAUGUCCCUUGAAGGUGAAGGUAUUCUCGUUGCCCACAAUCUUCUGUGCAACCCAUACCUGGCGCACGUCGUGUGGUUCCGCCGAGUGCGGCUCGUUCUCGACCAUGUUUUCGAUUUUGCUCGUGAAGACGCGUCCCAGCUGGUCGACUGCAACACACGCCACGGGUUCGCUGGGUAAGACAAGGAUGACAGGGCCGGCGAUGUCGUCGAUGGCGUCUGCAGAGACCCAGUUCUCGUCGUCCUCGGCCUCGGGUUGUUGAUGAGCAGACACGAGCUGCUUGGAGGCUGGCGGCGCAUGCUCGUUCUCGUCGUGGGCGUCGUCGGCUUCUUUCUCUGCUCGCUUGCGCUUCUUGGUUGGCUUCUUAUCGCCUUUGAAGCUGAGAGCUUUUACCAUAUUUGGUAUAUGGAGGAUGUUGUUGCUGGACACUUGAC
This is a messenger RNA of Sphaerulina musiva SO2202, 2071 nucleotides long. RefSeq lists its product as uncharacterized. The record is from RefSeq and is a predicted model, not a curated record. Lineage: Eukaryota; Fungi; Ascomycota; Dothideomycetes; Mycosphaerellales; Mycosphaerellaceae. The transcript has a single exon. The coding region runs from base 276 to 971 and encodes 231 amino acids.